Molecule: messenger RNA, 3142 nt
Organism: Patiria miniata (bat star)
Lineage: Eukaryota; Metazoa; Echinodermata; Asteroidea; Valvatida; Asterinidae
Product: Golgi-associated kinase 1B-like
Exons: 5
Coding region: 741-2600 (619 amino acids)
Cellular component (GO): Golgi apparatus
Source: RefSeq, a predicted model, not a curated record
AUAUGUUCAAUGUCUGGUUUCCUAAUGUUGCAAGUAGUAAUUCAGAUCAAUGGCAGUACAAUGUUUAUUGUUUGGUCAUGCACAGCUGAUCAAACCCUGCAUACAAUGCGCGUGCUGCAUGUGGGCCCCUCUGUGACAAUACAGAUGUGUGCGUGUGUUUGUGUAAAACCGUCAAACAAUUUAAUUUAUAUUGUAGCAGCUUUAUUCACCGUGUAAAAUUAGAUUUUGUUAUUCGUGUUGCGACCCACUUGUUGCGCUGGCGGGUGGCGGGGGGAGCGACGGGUGUCCGCUUUUGUGUACAGGCGAACCAGCCGGAAACUCCCCGGGGCAGGUUGGGUUUUGACCGCGGUUGAUUGCUCAACAAACGCCGAUGUGUGCACCCGGGGUAUUAUAGCUGAUUGAGGCGCCCAGACAAACUGGCCACAUUACAAACGAAAACUACAGGAAAUGGAUCUUGCAUUGGAGCGUGUAAGCAAUCGAAUAGCUGAAAUGUUUUAUCUAGCACAAUGUGCACUCUACAUAGCAGUGAUAUGAUCAAGUUGGCACCUACAGCUGCCGUUUGAUGACUGAGGAACGAUCACAACAGUCACACACUGCAUGGGACAGGGAUAUCCACGUUCGACACUUUUCACGCUUGUCAUCACCCGUGAAACGGAUGUGCUGUUUCUUUUUCCGUGACAGUGCGUGGCGAGUGAUGCGGCGAGACAUCCGCGUGGACGCGUGGGCGGCCUUGGUCCUGCAUGCUGUCACGCUUCUCGUGUGAGAUGAUUGUUUGGAAACCCGGCCGAACCCACCAGCACCGGACGCGCCGGUUGCGUCGUCUUCUUGCAUCCUCGUGGUGGCGAUGGCUGCUGCUCCUCGUGCUCACCGUGUUCAUCGCCACCAACUCCCUGCUGUACCGGGGUAUCAACCGGGCCAACGCAGCGGACGAUGGCCGGUCAGUAGACCCCCGGAGUCUCCAUGUCAUCUCCAUCGACUCGUGGCAGACCGACGGCGAGGACACGGUCGGUGGUGGGCGCUGGGACCUGUACAUCGAUUCGCCCCGGCAAUUUCGCCGCUUGUCUGGGAAACAUCUGGAUAAGAGUGACACUCAGACCGGGGCAAACGGAGCCGCAGCCCCGAUGGUGAGGUACAUCACACGCGGUAGCGACACUAAUACCGACGUGGACGAGAAACAGUUGAAUGGCACGCAUGCCAACGCUGAGGGAGUGAGGGGGGUCGGCCUGGGAGAUAAACCCGGCAAACAGGUCAAUGUCAGACAGGAUUACCGGAUAGCGGUUGAUAAAAACCAAAAGGGACGAGCGGGGAUGGAAUUUGGAGGAAUUCGGCAACAUGGUAGCAAGCUCAGUAGCAUGGCAGUCGCGAGAAGGCCUAAAAUUCCAAGGAAUCUCGUAAACGUCCAGUCGGCUUUUAAUCAGUCAAAAUUGUACCCCUCGCCGGUCAAACUAAAGAACCGCAUUACGAAGCACUCGAUGAUGUCCAGGAAUUCCCAACAGUACAGAAACGAAGGGCGUGUCUUCAACACACCAAUCUCCACCGCCGGAUCGGACGAUUUGGAGCAAGGCGGUGUGCGAUUGAACAGCCGACCUCCCUGGCUGAGCGAAAGAGAUGCGGAGAUCCUACGGCGGUUGGCCAACGACCCCAUCUCCAAAUUUCAAACUUUUUCUUCCCAGCACGCCGGGAAGCUCGGCCUGGGAUUCCUCAUUUACGGGUCAGACGGUAAGAUUCGAGCCGCUGAGCAGGGUGACCGGCAAAACAGCGGCAGAGCCACGGCCGAUGGAAACCCACGAUGUGGCGAGUCGGGCAUCACGUGCGCUGUGCUCUUCCCGCCAUCCGAGAUCCACCGAGUCGCCGCGUUCCACCUUGACCGGGUGUUCGGGUUCAACCGAACGCUGCCGACGGUCUCCCGAAGGCUGUCCGAGGAGCUCCGACGCCAGGUCGGGCUGCCGGUGGACGUAACAUGCCCGCUGAUGCUUUACGAACCAGGCCUGUACGUGGACGCGGAACUUGCCGAACUGACCCGGACGCAACUGAGUGACUGUAUAGCUGGGGUUGAGGGUACAGAGGGGUUAGAAUGGUGCAAUAAUGUUCUGACUGAGGACUGGGGUGCUGUGGCACUCUUUGACUUUCUUUUACAGAUUUACCACCGAUUAGACUUCGGAUGCUGCGGCCUGAAAGUGACCGAAAGGAGGCGGCGGUGCGGCCGGGCCGUGGUGGGCGGAAGCCCGGCCUCUCGCCUCCAGUGUCCGGUAAGAAGCGGCACUAACGCGGACAGCGACCACCAGGUGAGAAUCGGGUGCAACUACCGUCUGUCCUCGGGAGAGGCAGACCGUAUCGUUCUGGUCGAAAACUUGGUCGACCUUCUUUCUCCCGCGGACAAGUUGGACAAGUGGAUCCUUCGAGGAAUCAACAGCUUCCCAGCUCGUGCCGUGGCCAUGAUAAGAGAGGGUCGGCUACGGCAGAUGCUCCUGCAGUCCCUCUUUAGUGACAAGGGUUACUGGGAGGGCCAAGGGGGCCGGACGGCCAUCGAGAAAAUCCUGGAUGUCAUCGACAAACGGGGGGAAGUAUUCCUCCAACACAUCGGCUCAACGAGGGAUUAGUGAAACUUCAUACUUGUAUUGUGUGGUACGGGUGGUGUCAAUGGUGCUUUUCAUAAGUGUGUUAACCGUCUACAAUUAAGGUUGAGGCUAAAGGCACCUUGCACAGUUUAUUCUUCCCUUUGUUAAUAGGGAUAAAUAAUUGAUUGCCAUUAUCCUGGCCCCACUAGUAUUACAUUUAGAACAAUAUUCUGAAAAUUUGCGUUUUAACACUGGGCAAAUCCGCAGAGCUAUAAAUCUCAAUGCCAAAGCCUUUUUUUCAAAAAAUGCCACAAAUGAAACGUGUUGGCUCCCUAUAUCAAUUUGAAGCUAAGUUUCUUCUGUUUUUAAUUGAAAUAUAGUCUUACUUACAAUGUCCAGCAGCAAUUAAGCUAUCACUUUUAACUGAAAUUUUAAUUAAUAAGUACAUAUAAAAUUCCAUUUGUCUGGGUACGUCCAACACCAUGGUGUUUCUACUGCAGUAAAACAUUGGAUAAAUAAUUUCUUUCUUAAGUCAUUGGAGUAUAACUGAUGUUUCAAAAAUAAAAUCCACUUGAUGACUUUUA